Saccostrea cuccullata (small rock oyster) is the source of this 4246-nucleotide messenger RNA. Its product is annotated as receptor-type tyrosine-protein phosphatase alpha-like. Gene Ontology annotation, molecular function: protein tyrosine phosphatase activity. The transcript is spliced from 25 exons. NCBI's taxonomy places the organism in Eukaryota, Metazoa, Mollusca, Bivalvia, Ostreida, Ostreidae. Gene Ontology annotation, biological process: protein dephosphorylation. The record is from RefSeq and is a predicted model, not a curated record. The coding region runs from base 199 to 3279 and encodes 1026 amino acids.
AGCACAUCUCAGACAAUUCGAACAGUAAACGUUCAGCUUGGAGGCGUUUUUAUCGUUUCUGCUGUGAAUGUACAUGUUUUUCCAGGAGAUUCUCCUCAUCUGACCAUAAAAGACUCUGAAAACAGAACUUGUUACUCUGCUGUUCCAUCAACAACUACGAUUUACUUCGAUCGAGUGUUCAAAACAAAAUGUUUGGCAAUGUAUUUUAGUAAAGAAGUUGCCGUUAAAGAAAUAGAGGUGUUUGGUGGCAUGAAUAUUGCCCUCUGGAAAGCUGCUGAACAAUCGACAAAUCUGAAUGAAGCUUACACGUCUGAUAAAGCUGUAGACGGUUUAGGUAAUGGUGAUGAUAUGAACACAUGCUCACACACAUCUGAAAUUUCCACACCUCCAACCUGGAACGUUAGUUUGGCGAAUAAUUUCUCUGUGACUUCAAUGUACAUUGUCAAUAGAAAAGACUUCCAGACACGUAUAAAUAAAUUUACUGUGUAUGGGAAACAAGGAGAAACGAUUAAAAAUAUUUACAAUGACACAUCCAGCGACUCUAGGGAUGUCAUAUGGAUAGAUGGACGGUAUUGGAAACCAGAGCUACUAAGUGAGAUUAUCGUCGACGGUAAAAACUUAAAGGAUGGGUUGACUGAUAAUAAGAUAUUAACACUGUGUGAAGUUUUUAUAUUAGCAUGCAGGCCUUUGGAAAAUGGCAAUGAUGACUGCAGAAGUUUUUGUCCAAAAAAAUGCCAGCAAAGUGAACUUUGUCUCAAUGAAAACUUUACGUGUCCUAAAUGCAUUCCCGGAUGGAAAGGGGAUUACUGUCAGAAUGAGGUGACGUGUAAUCAGACACUGUUGAUGAAAAACGCCCUGAGUUACAAACCAAGAAAACCACGGUACUCCUUCAACGAAACCAUACACUACAGCUGUGCAGAUGGUUACCUUCUCAGAGGAUCUACAUACGCUGUCUGUGCUCAGGAUUCUUCUUUUCAAUUCCAUGAAGGAGAAUCUAUUUGUGAAGAGGUGACGUGUAAUCAGACACUGUUGAUGAAAAACGCUCUGAGCUACAAUCCAAGAAAACCACAGUAUUCCUUCAAUGAAACCAUACACUACAGCUGUGCAGAUGGUUACAUUCUCAGAGGAUCUACAAACGCUGUCUGUGCUCAGGAUUCUUCUUUUCAAUACCAUGAAGGAGAACCUUUUUGUGAAGAGUUGACUGCAGAAAUGAAAUCAAGAAUGAGUGUAAUUGUCGGCACCACAGUGGGAACAGUUCUAGUUUUUAUACUUGUAGUCAUUAUUUUAGUAAGCAUAAGAAGGUAUAAAAAGAAACCAAGCAUUUAUAGAGACAUCGAUGAAUGUCGCUCUAUGGACAAUCUAGAUCACCAGUACGCUCAAGUACAUCGGACGACUAUAAAACAAGAAAAUACGAAAACAACGGCAAAUGUCUCAGAAAAAAUGCCGUACUACAACUUCAGCAGUGGUGAAGAUAAAACUGAAACAAGCCAACAAAACACGUAUUAUGAUUUCACAUCAAAACUAAAGUCUUCAUCUACAGCAGUAAAAGUUUCUGACUUCAAGGAUUUUGUUGAUAAUAAAAGAAGAGAUAAAGAAUACUUUGAUGAACAAUUUCAAAAACUUUACUCUGGUCUCCAAUUUCCAGCAACUGUUGCUGUGACUUCAGAAAAUAGACCAAAGAACAAGUACAAAAACAUAUAUCCCUAUGAUGAAACUCGGGUCAAAUUAGAGGGAAGUGGAAGGGCAGAUUACAUAAAUGCCUCCUACAUUCAUGGAUACGUAACAGUGAGGAGUUAUAUUGCAGCACAUGGCCCACUAGUUAAUACGAUUGAUGAUUUUUGGAUGAUGGUAUGGAAUGAAAGGAGUGGAAAAAUUGUCAUGCUAACAAACCUUAUCGAGGAUGACAAGGUGAAAUGUAUUCAGUAUUGGCCAGAAGAAGAGAAAAUAAUAGCUGGAAAUCUUACAAUAGAAAUGGUGGAUAUGGAGAAUUUCUCUGACCUAACAAUAAGAACAUUUUGCCUAAAAAACGGUACAGAGAAAAGACUUGUACGCCACUUGCACUUUACUGCUUGGCCAGAUAAAGGGGUGCCACUCUAUGCUUCCUCUUUGGUUCACUUUCACUCCAAGGUGAAAAUCACCACAUCGCAGGGCAAAGGACCGAUUAUUGUACACUGCAGUGCAGGGAUAGGACGAACAGGGACCUUUAUAGCGUUAGACUACCUUAUCCAGCAGGCCAAGGAGUCCGAAUACGUGGAUGUGUUUGGAUGUGUCGAGAUUCUGAGAAGACAGCGUGUUAACACGGUACAAACUCUGGAGCAGUAUAUUUUUGUACACAACGCCCUGCUGGAAGCUUUAAUGUGCACGUCAUCUGAUCCUUCUGCAAAUGAGUUUCCUCUUCUAUAUAUAGAUUUUGUUAAAAUAGAUUCUAAAAGCGGAAAACGAAACAUUGAUUUGCAUUUCGAGAAUAUGAUGCUUGGAAUAGAGGAAAUUCCUAGCAGUGCUUACAGAUUUGCUAAAGAGAAAGAAAACCAUAUGAAGAACAGAAACAAUAACAUAUUACCAGUUGACAGUGAGAUGCCAGAACUGAGAGAUGAAGAAUUUAAGCGUGUAUACAUUAACGCCGUAUUUCUUCCGGCUUACAGAAUGAAGAGAUCUUUUAUUGUGACGCAAAUGCCUCUAAAAGAAACCGUGGAUGAUUUUUGGAGGCUUGUUUCUUGUCAUAACGUAUCCACCAUAGUGAUGCUCAACCAGACAGCGCCGUCGGAUGACAAACAGAACAUUGGGAUUUACUGGCCAGAAAGUUCGAACAGCAGACAGUUUAACCAGGUCAAUGUAUAUCAGGAGGGAUUGUCCAAAAGGGAAAAAGAUUACACAACUAUCGAUCUUCAGUAUAAAAUAAAGGACGAGGAGGAGAUAGAGAGGAGGAUAAGGAUUUUUAAAUGCAAUUUCUGGCCAGAUUCUGCCACAAUUCCGUCUUCAGUCCUCUCCUUUCUCAAAUUGGUGAAUGCUGUAGAGCUACACCAUGACAGAAACAACACAGGCCCAGUUGUUGUCCACUGUUUGGACGGCUCGGAAAAGAGUGGUCUGUUCUGUGUUUUGCAAGUUGUGCUUGAGAGACUGAAGAUAGAACAGGAUGUCGCCAUACAUCAGGUGAUUCAGCAGAUGCGCAGUGUGAGACCAAGCAUCAUACCAAAUGUGAUGCAAUUCGAAUUCUGCCAUGAUGUUGUAAUGGAGUUCUUGAAACAAUAUGACGCUUAUUCCAAUUUUCAAGGACAGUGAUUAUUUCAACUUUAAUACAUUGUACAUUUACAAUGUUUUAUAUGUGUACCGGUAUUUAGACCGUUUUCUUCAUUGUAGUCAUUAUGUAAAAUGGAUACCUAGCUAGGGUAUUUCUAGCUAAUAAUCCUUAAGAUCAUUGGAAAUUAUUGUCAUUCUUUUUUACCAAAAACUCAGCAUGCAUAAAUAUUUAUAAAUUUGAGAUCAAACUUUAAUAGCACAUACAUGUAUACACCUAGAGUAGUUUUGUUUCUGAGGAACAAUCAAUUCAAAGAGCGAGGAUUAAUCCAAGUUCGCCCUUUAUAAUUUUAGUUGAGACAUGGACCCUUUUGCUAAAUGAACGCACUUCAAUGCUAAACACAAAAUUGUACAUCUUUCUUGCAGGUCAAAGUCGAUUCUUUGUUAAAAUAUUUUUUCGUUUUGUACGGUUCCAAAAUUGUCCAUAAUUUAUGCAAUAUACACAAGAAAUAAUUGAAUGAGUUUUUGACUGAAGUGAGAAUGCAACAACUUUCUCGGCUGAUCCAAAUCCAAUAAUAAUUUAGAGGAAUGUGCUUACAAUACCUCUUGGCAAAUUUAAAUAAUUUGAUUUGAACAUAUUUUAUUACUAUGUAAUAUUAUUGAUAAUAAUAUGUUUUAUGCAUACAUAUGUAAUUUUCCAUUUCUGUGGUUAGAAUGUAGUAAUUGUAGUAUAUUUUAUGUAUAACUUAGGUUUCAAAGCUAGGAUGUUAUGUAAAGCAUAGUCUCAAGUUUUGGGGCUUUGCGUUGAUUUGUCGUUAGCUAACGUCAGAGACAUCACGUGAUAGUUAUCGCUGGUGGAUGCUGCAAGUGUUUGUACACACCAUUUUUUGUAAGAAAUGACACAUUUACAACAAUACUCAUUCUUGGUUUUCAUUCAAUCUGAAAAAUAACAGAGCUGCGGGAAACUUGGUUUUAAAUUUGCACUAUUAUCAUAUGGAAGGCAUAAAGUAUA